Messenger RNA from Pseudocercospora fijiensis CIRAD86, 2943 nucleotides. Its product is annotated as glycoside hydrolase family 43 protein. The record is from RefSeq and is a predicted model, not a curated record. Lineage: Eukaryota; Fungi; Ascomycota; Dothideomycetes; Mycosphaerellales; Mycosphaerellaceae. Gene Ontology annotation, biological process: carbohydrate metabolic process. Gene Ontology annotation, molecular function: hydrolase activity, hydrolyzing O-glycosyl compounds. The coding region runs from base 1 to 2652 and encodes 883 amino acids. The transcript has 3 exons.
AUGAUGUCGGCUCACAAGUUAAUCAGUCUCGGCCUUCUUGGUUCAUGCCUUGCUCAAAGCUCGUAUCCCAAUUCACAGUCGGGUUCGGCGGGUCAGAUUACAUUUACGAACAGUAGGAGGCUGCUCUUUGACACCAACGGCGAUCAGAUCGACGCCUACGGCAGCAAGGUCAACUACAUUAAUGGCUCGUAUUAUCUCUACGGCAACAGCUUCUCGACCAAAAGCGGUGCAUAUGGCAUCAAAUCGUAUUCAUCGAUAGACCUCGAAAACUGGCAGUACAAUGGCUUCCUCUUCGAUCCAGCCUCCGCGAACGCAGCCGUGUGUUCUGAAGCCGGAUGGUGCGGCAGACCACACAUUGUCUACAACGGCAAGCAAUACGUACUCUGGGCGGACGCCGGACCAAAUGGCUACCUCGUUGCAACUUCAAGCUCUCCCUCGGGACCUUUCACUUUUUCCUCGGAACGAGCAGCUAUCGACCCUCAGUUCUCCACUCUCCAACCGGCAGACUUCACAACGACCAUAAUCAACAAUACAGGCUACAUCGUCUUCUCGGCCCUCAACUUCAACGAGCCAACAGCAGGUUCUAUCUGGCCAGAAAUUUCCCAAACCCUCCACGCCAGCGAGCUCACAUCCGAUCUCACCAACACAACCCUCAAGUCCUAUCCCGUCCGGUCAUCAGAAUUCGACCUCAUCGACCAACAAGCUGAAGCUCCAGAUCUCUUCUACCGGGAAGGCUGGUACUACGUCGCAGCCGCCAACACUUGCGGAUACUGCAACGGCACUCUCGCCCUACUCUACCGAAGUCGAAGCACCCAAGGUCCAUGGACCAGACAGAUUCUCGCAGGCUACGGCUGCAACGGGCAAGUCGAAGGGGUACUUCCGCUCACAGAUCCGAACACCAAAAAGACCACAUACGUUUGGCACGCCACCUCGGUCCCAGGGGGCCCACGAACAGGAUUUGGCGGCCACAUUUUCCAACCCCUCGUCUUCAAUGCUGACGGCAGUGUCCAAGAUCUGGACUGCUCUGAUAACGCCGAGUUCCCCGUAACUUUCACAAAGGGUACCGCAACGAUCGCUUCUUCGUCUGCUGGUGACGGAAGCCCAGCGAAAGCAGCCUACUCGCCAAUCUGUGAUUCCGACACUUUCCAUCUCUACCAAACCUGGCGCGCCGCGAAAAGCGGAACCAUAAAAUCCGUCGCCGUCAACAUCGCAGGAGCGAAAGUCCAGACUGUACCUCUCGCUCUGACCGUUUUCAAAUUUUCUUCGCAUUCCGACCUGCUCGCUCCGGAAUAUAAAUGGACAGCGAUGGGAACAAAAAGUGUCAAUGGCACUGAUUUGAGCUAUGUUUUCGAUACUGUGAAGGUGGAUAUCACGAGUAACGCUACCGUGAAAGCGGGCGAUUAUCUGGGAUUGGCGAUGCUGGGCGAGGACUUCACGCCGUACUGUCAUUUGGAGUAUGCGAAUCAUGAUGCUGGGAACGUUUUGUAUCAGAGAGCACCCAAUCCAAGCAGCCACCAGCAGCGCCACAUCUCAAACUCGAGAAGCAUCAUGUCCAAACCCACCCUCACCGACCGUCUAGGUCCCUGGUCCGUAAUCCUCCAACCAAGCCAAAACAUCAACCGCCAGAAUUCCCACCGCACAGUCCCCAUGCAAGUCCUCUCCCUCGCACCCUCACGUACCGGAACCCUAUCCAUGGCCUCCGCCUUCAAACUGCUAGGCUACAGCAACCCCUACCACUUCUCCAGCAUCUUCCUCAACGUUCGGGACUGCGACAUCUGGAUCCCGGCCCUCAGCGCCAAAUUCCAUCGAAACGAGAAGAUCGGUCGCGAAACUUUCGAUCAAGUUCUAGGACAUUGUAGUGCCGUGACCGAUGCCCCGUGUAUAGUUUUCUGGGAAGAAUUAAUCGAUGCAUAUCCCGAAGCGAAAAUCUUAUUGGUGGAACGCGAUGAGGAGAAAUGGGUGAAGAGUUGUGAAGGUUUGACUGAUGGGACUUUUAAUUUUUUGCUUGUUUAUAUCUUUCGAUUUACGGAUCCGUUUUGGUUGGGGAAGAUUAUUCGGACGGGAUUACUUUGGACUGCGGUGUUUUUUGGGACGUGUGAGAGUCAAGAGGCUGUUAUGAGGAAUGCGAGGAGGGCGUAUAGGGAGCAUUAUAGGGAAAUUAGGGAGAAGGUGCCCAAGGAGAGGAUUUUGGAGUAUCAGUUGGGGAGUGGGUGGGAACCGCUUUGUAGGUUUCUUGAGAGGGAGGUGCCAGAGGGGGUGGAGUUUCCGCAUUUCAAUGAGGCGAAGACUUUGGAACUUGCAUUUGGGGCAUUAGGGCAGAGGGCGCUGGUGAAUUCGUUGUGGAAUGUUGGGAUCGUUGGACUUGUGGUGUUGGGAGGGUAUGCUGCUGUCAGCCAUCGGAUCCAAAUAUGCCACUUCUUCCUGCAAGACGGCAACGACGCCCGCAUACACCUUCUCUUGAAGCUUUCUAUCGGCCAGGCUCCUGCCGUUGUGGUCGAACUCGCACCAGACGCACCUUCGGACGACGCUUGCAUAAGGAGAGCCCGCGUCGUUUUCGACCCUUCUGAUCAAUCGGUCUGCGGCAUUGAAGUCGCCCCACGCACCUUCUGCAAUAUCUUCAGGCCAAAACAAGCCAUGUCUGCAUCGAUCUGAGGCAUCCAAAAGAUAUCCCAAGCAGGACCGACAUUCCAUGUGCCCCGUACGCCACUUCUGGAAGCUUCUGCACAAAUCUUGCACUUCUUCCAAAUGCUGUUCGGCCUGUUGCCUGGCAUCAUUCCACCUCGUUUGAGCCGGCCUUGAGGCGAAAGAUGUGUACAAGCUCAGGUCUGCCAUAUGAGACGCAGCUGACGAGCUUGUCGAUCGCACAUCAAACCCAACUCUGCCACCAGGAUGCACGCCGUGGAGGCCAAUCUUCUCUUCUUGUUCUGUCAAGGGCUGAAUUUC